AUGAUCCCAUUCGCUCACUACACCCCAACAGCACGAGUUACUGAGCACUUUGCCCCUCACACCGUCAGCUAUACCCCUCCAACAUCAGUGGCCGACGUUUAUCCCCAGCACGCUCAAGCCUUUCAGGCGCUCGAACAACCGCAAACUGUUCAGGAUUGGCAGAUGCGCCAGGCCGCCGAGGCCCACAUCCUCGCUGCCCUCCAAGGUGGCAGCAGCUACGGCAACCUGCCAUACACUUCGACCUCGAGAAUGAACGACAGCUCCUCCCAGGCCCAGCUAACGUCUCCUCCUCGGCCACUUCCGUACGCCUUCCUCCCUCAAACACCACGAUCCGCGCGAACCGUGGCCGAUUCUUCAACGCCUUCCUCGGUUGCUCCCUCCUCCUCUGCACCUUCUCCAGCACCGUCCGCUGGUGACUACUUCGAGCAAAUGCUUGAUCACCAGCUUCGGCUGUCUACACCAACACCUACUGCACCCUCACAGAUCCCGAUGGCCGCGCCGACACCCUCGCGCCGGCCGCCGCAGUCGUCCCCAGACCCGCUGGGUUUCCGUUCCGAAGGACCUUCACCCUCGAAGAAGCCUCGCACGACUGCGAACCCCUCACCCAGCCAGCAGCCAUCGUUUGAGAUCAAUCCCCCCAAGCUUACGGACGCACAGAAGGCUAUGUACAAAUCCAUGACUCCGUCGAGCAUCGCUCCGCAUUCGACGCCGGCGGUCAAGGACGACGACUCUGAGGAGGAUGACAUAGACUGGGGCCAGUCCAAGGCAGACAUCAAUGGAGACUGGCAGAUGGGCCAGGAGAACUCAGGUGGAUACGACCAUUCGACCCUGAGACCGGUCGCGCGUACUGGUGACAAGGAUCAACGCUCUCUGUUUCAGAAGGUGCAGAACCUUCUCGAGGACAUUUUCGAGGAGUCGGAUGGCUUCAGUGCUACGCCAUCGCUGGAGGAGGUCAAUCACUCACGUUACUUCCAUGGCUUGAGCUCUAACGGCGAACACCCGCUUUUGUCGCAAGAGUGUGUCGACAAACUGGUCCGGAACUUUAUGCGCCUCCACAAGCCCAAGCGCUCGCGACAAUCCAAGGCCGAGGAGCUGCCUUACGACGUCGACCUCCUCAUGCGCUUGCUCCGUGUCUUAGAGCGCUCGAUGCAGGAUGGCCAAGAUCUCGACCCUUUUCCUGAUAACGGUCGGCGGACUGUUAUUGAGAACACCUCUCCUGUUAAGGGCGGCAAGGGCAGGAAGGGGAGGAAGACCACCAGCAAUGGGCCCGAGCCCUCCCCAGAGCUCGAGGUCUCCGAGGACGAGAAGAACAGUGGCGAGAGGAUCCUGUCAACAAUAUCGAACGCCGCGGCUGCAGCCCUGUGCUGCCUCGUUGUACUUCGCACCCCCGGGCUUCCCAAGCAGCUCUACUCGGAAGACCUGCUGACGCAAUCUGUCACCGCAGUUCGCAGCCAAAUGACGACCGUGCUGUUCCCUGUCAUUGAAGGCCUUGCCGGCGAGAGGAUCUGUUCCAACUUCCUCGCGUGGCUCGUCACCGACGAGGCUGCUGCAGCCGCCAAGGGCAAGUCCAAGAAGCACAUCUCGUCCUUCAACAACCCGUCUGUCUCCUCAAUCGCCCACUUCACAUGCGCGGCGGUCCCCCACAUCACUGGACUCAUCAACAAGCCCAACAUGACCUUUGGUGAUCAGCUCAUCAUCAACGCAGUGUACCUCGCCAUUGGGCCGGUCUUCGUUCAUGAGCCGACUACAGCUCGCCGCGGCAAGGCCAAGACGACUGGCACAGCAACGUGGGCGGUCAUGAAGACUCUGCGCACUGACGCGCUUGGCUGCCUGCGCGUCGUCUUUGCGAAGUACGAGAACCAGCGCCAGUGGAUCCUUGAGGAGAUUCUUAUGCACUUGGGCAAGAGCAUAGAGUCGGGCUCAACGAACACACGCUACCAGCUAGCCGACGGGGGUUCUAUCAACACGCUCAGUGCCCUGUUCCUACAGUUGGUCCAAGCCUUCUCUCAUGGUGUCGGACCGGCGAUCCGCAAACUACGCUCUCGUAACAUCGACUUAGAGACUGGCGAGCCGCAGAACCCUCAGGCGGUCGCUGAGGAGGAGUCCAGGAUGUGUCUUGGAACUGUGGAAAAGGCGGCAGGUUACAUGAAGUUCCUGGUGGACGUCUUGAUCCGCAAGUCAAUCGCCACCAAGACCAGUCGUGGCGCGCAGGAGACUGACUUUGCAAGCAUCCUCACUUCACUUGUCUCCGAUCUCCUCACGGUCAUCUACCGCCCGGAGUGGCCAGCAGCUGCGUUGUUCUUGAGUGUGCUUCUGAAGACAUUGCUUGAUGAGCCUGGCAAGACCAAGGGCGCAGUUGAGGCCAAUGCCGCCCGGGCCCUUUCGCUCGACUACCUGGGCGACAUCGCUGCGAAGAUCCGGUCUCUCGAGAUGGAGAUGAACCGCAAGGCUGUCAUCCCGAGCUUCAAGGAAGUUCUGCAGGAUGCGAAUAGCGAUGGCCUCGCUGAGCUCCUCGCGGCUCACCAGACUGUUCAGUCGUAUCUCACAGCCGCUUCGCGCGAGGACGGCAUGCUAGUCUCUGCCGGUGAAAUGUCUCGAGUUCUGUGGGCCAAUGACAUUUCAAAAGCAUUGCAGCGCGCGAACUCCCUCCUCGAGCGCUUCGCUGCCGAGCCGGACGAAGCUGCCACUGGAGAGAAGAUCAAGGCCAUCACUCAGUCGCUUCGCCUCGCAGCCCACGAGGUGUGGAGUGGGGAGUCUGGGAACGUCUUUAACCCCGGGUCAAACCAGCUGGAGGAUGCCAUUGAGGCGUCACUUGCGAUUUCUCGCUCCAAUUCCUUACAGGAGGCUUUCAAGAUGCUGCUCUUCGCCCUCACCAGGUACAUGGACUCCAGCGUCGUCACCCAGCGCUCCAAGGCCCUGCGUGGUCUCACUCAGGUGGUGAUCGCGGACCCCGAGACUCUCGCAGACGCCAACGUGAGGAUGGCAAUUGAGGACAGGUUAAACGACUCGUCACCCUCUGUGCGCGACGCUGCUGUCGACCUCAUUGGCAAGUAUGUCGUUCAACGCUCAGAGUUGGCUGUCCAGUACUUCCCCCUCCUCGCUGCCCGCGUCACCGACACGGGUCUGGCCGUGCGCAAGCGUGUGGUAAAAAUGCUGCGCGACAUGUUCUCAACUACCGACAACAGGCAACUUGGCAUAGACAUCUGCUGCAAGCUCGUGGUAGCAACCCAGGACGAAGACGAUGGAAUCAAAGAUCUCGGCGUCAAGUCGCUCACAGACAUACUUUAUCCGCCGUCUGGUUUUGUUGCGGCCGAAGCCGCCGCUCUCUUAGUCGAAGUGCUCCACAGGUACGAUGGGACGACGCCGUCUCUCGAGGCAGCGAUUCAAGGGGUGCACACUGCUUGCAAGAAAAGCGGUAACAGCCAUUACUUUGGCGAGACGAUCGACGCACUGAUCAACCGAAUGGUGGACGCAACCGAGGACAGCGAGUUUGACGGCGGUAGCCAUAUCCGCGCCAUCUUCCUCCUAAGCCAGGAUGACCCGGCGCUGAUUGACACCAACAAGGCCUCGGUGUUGCUGUCGUACCUUCGUCCGCCCAGCAACACGGAUGAGCAGAACGCCAAUGACCAGAUCCAGCAGAUCUUUGUCCGGUCCAUUCCUUUCCUUCCAAGGUCGGCGUCAGCGUUUGCCAACGAACUCUCCGACACAGUUCGCAAGAUGGUUCAAAGGCCCGCUGGAGCACCUCCCACCCUCCGUUGGUCGGUAGCUUGCUACUGUGUGGUCGUUAAGCACUUGACCAAAGGUUAUUUCGGCGUCUGGUCGCUUCUGAGAGGUUGUCACGAUAAAAUCAAAGCACACAAGCUUGACGAAAAAAACGCCCAGGUCAUGCGUCAAAUCAACACGAUGUACUACAUCACAGCGUUGAUCGUUGAGAACCUCGACUUCGACGCCAUUGCUUGGGACGACGAUCAGAUUGCGAGAGCCGUCAAGUCGUUGAUGAAGAGACCCCGCCCGCUGGCCGAGCACUUCUUCGACCUCUACAUCGAAUUCUCAUCAAAGGUCACCAGCCAGCAGAUUCCUAUUCUGUGUCUGAACGCUCUCUUCCGAUCACAUCCGCAGCUCAUACUCAACUCCAAAGCAGGUAAAUGGAUGGCCAAGAUGUUCGAGUCUGGAAGCACCGACACCAAGUCUCGGUUGCUAGAGCUCAUCCACGACUUCCUGGUAUCGGAGUCGAAACGACGCAUCGUCAAGGACCCUACAGCAAAGGGCAUUAAGGACCUCAUUGGCGCCAACAACGAGAUCCACGACUCUGUCGUAUCAACCUCUCUGGUUCAGAGAACCAUUGGCUUCGUGAAGGACGCCGCCAUGUCACACACAACAAGCCUCCAACGGGAAGCGAUCAACGUUCUCGGUUUCACCGUGAACCAGGGCCUGUACCACCCUGUCAUGCUUAUGCCCGUCCUGAUUCCCCUCGAGGCUAGCGAGGACAGGCGCUUGGCCGACACUGCGUUGGCGCUGCACUCGACUCUUCAUCAGAAGCACUCGACGCUCCUGAACGUGCAACACCUGGACUUUGUCCGAGCCUCGUACAACUACCUCCAUGGCGUGUCGUCGGAGGUAUUCGGCGGGAGGCGUGGUCGCGCUGCGCUGGGGGGAUGGUAUGGCCUUCUAGUUGAGAAGCGGUCGUGGCGGCUCGAGUUCUUACGUGCCCUCACCAAGGCGUUCGACUUCGAUGUGGAGACCAGCGAUACAAUCGACCCCCAGUUUGUUCUCUACGUUGCAGAGAACCUCUGUCUGUUCGACUACCAGCUUCAGGAGGAGCCCAUGCUUGUCAUCCAGGCGCUCAGCCAUGUUGUGCGCGACGGCGCGUCGACUGCCAACCACAUCGAGCUUGCGCAAGUCGCAGGGGCCGAUAACGAGUCCAUUGAGGACAAGGUCGCGAUCGUUUCAGAGAAACAGCAGUUCCCUGCCUUGCGGCUUGCCAACGCCAGUCUUGUCGUCGGCAUUGCGUUGAUCGCCAAGAACCUCCUCCUUGAGGUGUACGGCCUGACAGAGGACAAGUGUCUUAAACUGGAGAGGGGGAAGAAGUCGGCGUAUGGGGAGAAGCCUGCGACCAAGAAGGAGCAGUACCAGAAGUCGUCUAUCCCGCUCGAUACGUCUGAGCGGCUUCCCCUAGCGCGCGAAGGGGUCGAGACUGUGGGACACUACCGGCUGCAACAGGGGACGAUUUUGCAGCUGAUGAGGGAGGAUGGGGCGCUAGGGUGGAACGACCCCUCGGUCAUGCUUUUUUAG
This is a messenger RNA of Cutaneotrichosporon cavernicola, 5292 nucleotides long. RefSeq lists its product as uncharacterized. The record is from RefSeq and is a predicted model, not a curated record. Lineage: Eukaryota; Fungi; Basidiomycota; Tremellomycetes; Trichosporonales; Trichosporonaceae. Gene Ontology annotation, molecular function: chromatin binding. The transcript is spliced from 19 exons. The coding region runs from base 1 to 5292 and encodes 1763 amino acids. Gene Ontology annotation, cellular component: Scc2-Scc4 cohesin loading complex. Gene Ontology annotation, biological process: establishment of protein localization to chromatin; replication-born double-strand break repair via sister chromatid exchange; regulation of gene expression.